UCCCGUGAGAGGUGGGGGGCGGGUCCGGCCGCCCGCGGAACCUGCGCCUGCGCCCGCGCUGCGGACGCGGCGACCGGUUUUUCUGACCCAGCUGGAAGGGCCGGCGCAGGUGGCCUCGAGUGCGUGUUCCUCUUGGCCUCUGAUGUCUGCGAGGGGAAUUCAGCAACAGGGACCCCUGUCUGGUGCUCUGACCCCAGCUUCCUCAAUCCAGGCUCUAGAGAGGCGCCCUCAGCCGAGCCCCGGGGUCCCGCGGGCCGCGGACCCUCUCUCCCUUUCCCUGCUCUGCACCCCGGGCCGGCGCUCCGUCCUGGGCGGAUGCCCCUCUGCGCCCUGUGGGCCCGCGCCGGCGCUUGUCCCCGUCCCGACCUGGGUUGGCCAUCACCCUGCGUUGGGUCGGGGGCUGUGUUUGUGCUUUCUGGCAUUGUAUUCGGCCCCGAGCGCUUACUGGACACUCAACAAAUGGCUGUCCCUUCUCUGGCUGCUGUCUGCUAGCCCUCUCACCAGCCUGGGCUCUGUCAUUCGGCCUGUCUGCUUUAAGGAAUAUACUCAGUCUACCCCAGCACACUCCCUCUGCUUGAAGAGCAGGCUGGAAGGAGAAAGGUGUCCUCUUUCUGCUCAUGUGGAAAUUGCCUGGGAAGCUAGUAAGCUGUUGGCUCUGAAGGCAGUUGGCUGUCCUGAGUUUUCGAGUCCCUUGGAAGGAUUCUGGGGAGUUGGCCGAUUGGCUGCAGACCCGAGCUCAUCUGACGAUGUGAACAGCCUCCUGAGACCUGCAGGAAUGUGAUGACAUCAGUCCUUGUCCCCCUAGCUGGUCCACGUUAGCUCAUGGGAUCCUCUGACGACCUCCCUGGAAGGAGACGCUCCCUUACAGAUGGGGAAGCUGGGCCUUUUGGCUGAAGUCAUUGAUUCCUGAGGUCACAUGGUUGUAGGUGAGCUGGGAUUACUCAGUGGCCUGGCCGGGUGUGGGCGCCUGUGGAUCUUGGCGGGGGUGUGGGCUGCUCAGCGCUGGGUGACCACAGCGGGACUGAUGUGUGAGGCCACGGCACUGUGGGUUCUUGCCUGCCGUGCCUCCCUCCACGUUUGGGUUUGCAGGGGUCCUGACUCCUGACUCCGGGCAUGUCCACGUGAGGGGGGAAGAUCACUAAACUCUGUAAACAUCAUGGGGAUUUUUAAGAACAUCCUUGCUCAAGGCCUGGGGUUGCUAUGUUUCUGUGUUCUUGGCUCACUGUGUUUUCCUGGAAAAAUAAAUAAAUAAAAAACACUGGCCAAUAGGUUUAUUGCCAUAUAUCAUUCGUGACAAAGAUGGUUAUCUUUCUUAGUUACUAAUCACCUUGGGAUUUCUAAUGUUUAUUUAUUUUUGAGAGAGAGAUAGAGCAUGAGUGGGGGAGGGGCAGGGAGAGAGGGAGACACAGAAUCUGAAACAGGCUCCAGGCUCCGAGCUGUCAGCACAGAGCCCGACGCGGGGCUCGAACCCACAAACUGUGAGAUCGUGACCUGAGCCGAAGUCGGACGCUUAAGCGACGGAGCCCCCCAGGUGCCCCAGUCAUCUUGGGGUUUCUAGAUGUGCUCACGUUUGGGCCCCAAGACGUGAUGUUGUCAGGGGCUCUCUCUUCAGGAGAAAGGCCACAGGGUCCAUAAACCCUGAGACCGGGUUGGGGGCCCUGGGGGAGGCUGGAGAGGAGUGAGGACUUGAGGAGCAGCCGUGAGAUU
Messenger RNA from Acinonyx jubatus (cheetah), 1707 nucleotides. RefSeq lists its product as uncharacterized. The transcript has 4 exons. The record is from RefSeq and is a predicted model, not a curated record. Lineage: Eukaryota; Metazoa; Chordata; Mammalia; Carnivora; Felidae. The coding region runs from base 143 to 781 and encodes 212 amino acids.